UUGCACACCUCGCAGAAGGUCCAUUGCAUUCCCACUGUCUCGACUGGCGCUCCCUGUAUAAAGUGUUGCUUUCGUUUGCGACAGAAACCAAAAGCGCUCUUCAAACCGCAGCGAUCAGAUAAGAGUGAGCCGAAACUCUCCUGCCUUCUGCGCUUUGCAAGCCUUUGAAGCUGCACAGGAGUGAGCGCUAGCUUCUUCUCUGGGUGGAACAGCAGGAGCAUGGCGGCGAGGAAGGACACAGGGGUGGUUGCGGGCCUGGCCGUGUUGAACGCGCUCAUCAUCUUGACCAAUGUGGGCAUUAUCUCGUGCAUUGUCGACAACAUCCUGAGCGACAACAUCCACAAAAACUCCACACCCAAUGCGGCAACCACAUUCUUGCUCAUCUUCAGCGUCAGUGGGGUGUUAAUUGGCGCCACCAGCGCAUUCCUGGGGCUUAUUCACAGCGUCCAGAGGGACCACGCUCUGCGGGCGGUCGCUUUCGGUCUCUCCUUUGCCGCCACCAUCUUCUACGUUUUGUCACUAGGCUUCGGGGCGAAGCAGACAAACCUAAAAGGCGAAGGGAGCCUUGAGAAAGCCGUCUUUGCGCUUGACGUCAUCCUGGUCGUCACCGGGAGUCUUUACACCAUCCUGCUGUUCCUGGGACUCACCCACGACGACUCGGCCGGCCUCGGUGGCGCUCCCGCUGGGAUGAAGGCGACACAAUUCGACGCCGUGAAAGUGUAAAGUAUAGGCGACAGAAGGAGUUGGGGAGCUCACCUUUGUGACAGUACCGUGUUGGAAGUUGACUGUAGAAGAUUGUGUAGGAAGUUGUCUUUGGACGGAAGGGCCAUCAGCUCAGAGCGUUGAAAGAGCUUGAACGUUGGAUUAUCCAUUUUUCUCGAGGAACAGGACUAAUCAAAGCCACGAAUCUGUGCUUUAGCAGAGGUACAUAACGAGCGAAUCAGAAAGGAUUCUGCAAUUUUCGUCCGCACAAGAGUAGCUUUUCAUGAAUUGUGGAAGUUUAAUCAGCCCCGUUUUCAACAAGUGAAACGUUGCUUUCACGAAGCGGUCACUGUCAAGCUCUCCUGACACAUGGAAAAAGAUGGAGAAGCGAACCUCCUCAUGACUGCCCGC
This is a messenger RNA of Klebsormidium nitens, 1113 nucleotides long. The record is from the annotation of a GenBank genome assembly. Lineage: Eukaryota; Viridiplantae; Streptophyta; Klebsormidiophyceae; Klebsormidiales; Klebsormidiaceae.